Molecule: messenger RNA, 730 nt
Organism: Hibiscus syriacus
Lineage: Eukaryota; Viridiplantae; Streptophyta; Magnoliopsida; Malvales; Malvaceae
Product: PLAT domain-containing protein 2-like
Exons: 2
Coding region: 41-319 (92 amino acids)
Molecular function (GO): protein binding
Source: RefSeq, a predicted model, not a curated record
AAUUUUCAUUUCAAGGAUAAGCAUAGAAAGUUUAAACGGUAUGGCGAUCCGAAAGCAGCUGAUUUUCUCCUUCUUCAUCCUCCUCUCUUUCUCCACCGUCGCACUUGCCGAUGAGGAAGACUGCGUUUACUCGAUGUACGUCAGAACGGGAUCCAUCAUAAAAGGCGGAACCGACUCCAUCAUCAGCCUGAAACUCGAAGAUCUCAACGGAAACUCCGUCGAGAUCAGCAACCUCGAGACUUGGGGCGGGUUAAUGGAGCGGGGGUACAACUAUUUCGAGAGGGGUAAUUUGGACAUUUUCUCCGGCAGGGGACGUUGAUUGGCCGGCCCUGUAUGUUCCAUGAACUUAACGUCGGAUGGUUCGGGCUCGGGCCAUGGAUGGUACUGUAACUACGUGGAGGUCACCAUGAUCGGCGUUCAUACGAGUUGUAGCCAGCAGCUGUUCACGGUGGAGCAAUGGCUGGCGCUGGACACUUCACCGUACAGCCUCACCGCCGUCAGGAACUACUGUGCCACGGAGUCUCCUGUUGAUGGGAAGUCUAGCUCUACCAUGUGAUCUGAAUAUGAGGCCUGUGAUAUGAUGAUUGUAAAAAUAAUAAUGUCUGAUUAGAACGAAGGGUCCAACUUGAUUUCGUUUGAUCUGCCAGUCUCAUCAUGUAAUGGGAAAGUUUGGUUUCCAACAUGUUUUUUUUACUUUUUACCACGUUAAUGUAGUCGGUGUUACUGCUCA